Phacochoerus africanus (Common warthog) is the source of this 5063-nucleotide messenger RNA. It is a transcript of the gene EHBP1L1, whose product is annotated as EH domain binding protein 1 like 1. Gene Ontology annotation, molecular function: protein binding. Lineage: Eukaryota; Metazoa; Chordata; Mammalia; Artiodactyla; Suidae. The record is from RefSeq and is a predicted model, not a curated record.
GGGUGCGGCUCCAGGAAACGGCGCGCUCGCCGCUCUGCGCUCCAGCGACCCGACGCGCCCCAGACGACCCCGCUGACGCAGCCAGACCCCCCGGCGGGCACCGGCGGCGGCAGGGAGAGCGGCCCCCGGCCCGCGCCUCCGAUCCGUCCCCACAGACGGGGCGGGCGGCGCCGACGGGAGCCCGGGAGGCCAUGGGGACCUGGGCCGGGCCAGCGGUCGCGGGCCGGCGGGAGCCCGGGGUCUGAGGAGCGGGCGGCGGGGGCGGCGGGGCCAUGACCUCCGUGUGGAAGCGCUUGCAGCGCGUGGGCAAGCGGGCCGCCAAGUUCCAGUUUGUGGCCUGUUACCACGAGCUGGUGGUGGAGUGCACCAAGAAAUGGCAACCAGACAAGCUGGUGGUGGUGUGGACCCGGCGGAACCGACGCAUCUGCUCCAAGGCCCACAGCUGGCAGCCAGGCAUCCAGAACCCGUACCGGGGCACCGUGGUGUGGAUGGUACCUGAGAACGUGGACAUCUCUGUGACCCUAUACAGGGACCCCCACGUGGACCAGUAUGAGGCCAAAGAGUGGACGUUUGUUAUCGAGAACGAGUCCAAGGGGCAGCGGAAGGUGCUGGCCACUGCUGAGGUGGACCUGGCCCGCCACGCGGGGCCUGUGCCUGCCCAAGUCCCGCUGCGGCUGCGGCUGAAGCCCAAGUCGGUGAAGGUGGUGCAGGCCGAGCUGAGCCUCACUCUCUCGGGGGUGCUGCUGCGGGAAGGCCGAGCCACGGACGAUGAUAUGCAGAGCCUUGCAAGCCUCAUGAGCAUGAAACCUAGUGACGUGGGCAACUUGGAUGACUUUGCCGAGAGUGAUGAGGAGGAGGCUAAUGGUCCAGGGGCCCCGGAGGCGCGAGCUCGUGUCUCCCAGCCAGAUACCUCUCGGGAGCUGAAGACACUUUGUGAGGAGGAGGAGGAGGGCCGAGUUCAGCCCCAGCAGGCAGCUGCCAGCCCUUCUAGUGUUGAGGAUACCAGCCUGGCCCCUGUGAGUGCACCUGCGCCCCCAGUCAGGUCCCCCAGGGGCCAGGGGUCAGAAGCGGCUACUGUAGCCGGGGGCCAGGUGGGGCCCAAGGCCCCAAGGCCCCCCGGAACCCCGCCGGAGACGAGGUCCUCAAGACAUCCAGGCCAGGAUGUGGCCCCCACCCCGGCCCCUCGGCUCCGGAGAGGCUCUGAUGUCCCCUGGCCCCCAGUCCACCAAGGGGAGAAGGAGGCCCCCAAGGCCUCAGGGACUCCCUCAGCAGGAGUGGAUUCUGCUGUGGAGACUCAGGCCUGGGCCAGCCCUCAGGAGGGGACAGAGGCCCAGGGAGCUGAGCUGGGCCCAGGCAUUGAGGACAGAGACUCCAGCAACUCUUUGGAAGGGCAGAAACCCAAGGCUGAGGAGGGGGGUCUUGGGGACAUGCCAGAAACUAGUGGGGUGGACACUGAGCAUGAAUCAGGAGUCAGAGAGGUGAGCAGUCCGAGGUCAGAGGUCAGAGCUGGGAAGGGUGAAGAGAGUGUAGAAAUUGGUCUGGUGGCUGCUGAGCAGAAGUCAAAGGUGAGACAUGUGGACACUAAGGGAGCAGAGGCUACAGGGGUGACAUCAGAGGCAAGAUUCAAGGCGACUCCUGAGGCUCCUCCACGAGGCUCUCAGGGGAGAACAGCAGUCAGGACCAGGGAUGAGGCUCCCCAAGUCCUGGGCCCACCCCCAGCAGAGCCUGCAGGGCCUUCCAGGCACCUCGAUGACCUCAAGGGGGCCAGUGCUGCUGCACGCCAGGAGAGAGAGGGUGCAGAGGUGUGGGGCAGAGCCCCUGGUGUUGGGGGGACAGGCCUGGAGGAGGGCCCCUCUGCUGGAGCAGCAAGCGCAGGGCCCCAGGUGAGCAGGUGCCAGGAGGCACCACCAGUAGCCGACCAGGGGGCAAUGUCCAGGGGUCUGAGGGUCUGGGAGGUGGAAACUGGGGAUUCGAGGGUCCUGGGAACAGAGGCAGGGGUGGAAGAGUCAGAAUUAUUGGGGACCCAGGAGACAGAGGUAGGGGGGUCAGGGUUCCCAGAGACAGAGACUGAGACAGCACAAGUGGAGAUACUAGGGGCCCAGGAGUCGGAGACUGCUGACGUGGCAGAGUCUGAGGAACUAGGGAACCGGAAAACAGAGGCUGGGGGUUCAGGAGUUUUGGAGACAAAGACUUGGAUGUCAGAAACUGAGCUAUUAGGGCCCCAGGAGAAAUCUGGGGGCUCAGCAGGACUGAAGAUAGAAGCCGAGACAGUGGAGUCUGACAUAUUGGGGGCCCAGGGGACAGAGGUGCCAGGUUCCAGGGUGCCAGAGAUAGAAGCUAGGGGUGCAGAGGCAGAGGUACUGGGGACUCAGGAGAAAGAGCUGGGGCAUUCAGGGAUCUCAGAGAUAAAAUCUGAGGUAAGAGGGACCCAGGAAACAGAGGUAGGGGGUUCUGAGGUCUUAGGGUUUGAGACUGACACAGCAGAGGCUGAGACAUUGGGGCCCCAGGAGAUGGUAGCUGGGGGUUCGGUGGCCCCAGGGAUAGAGGCUGAGGCAGAAGGGGCUCAGGAGACAGAAGUGGGAGAUUCAGGGUUCUCAGGGCCAGGACUUGGAAUGGCAGAGGCUGAGGGACUGGGGACUCAACAGACAGAAACUGCAGUUUUAGAGGCUGAGAAGGCAAAAGCUAGGACUUCUGGGGUCCAGGAGGCAGAGUCGGGACUCUGGGGGACCCUCAAAUAUGAGGGUUUAAGGGUCCCAGUCAUAAAGCAUAAAGUUUUAGGGUCCCAGAGAGCAGAGGCAGAGACUACAUUUUUGAGGGGCCAGGAAGCAGAGGGUGGGUUUUGGGGGGUUUCAGAGGCCAUGCCUGAGGUUUGGGGGGCCAAGGAGGCAGAGAGGAAGGUUCCAGGGGUUUCAGAGAACCAAUCUGGUAUUUUUGAGGCCCAGGAAGCAGAGGCUGGGGUCUCAGGAACCGAGAAGGGAAAAGAAGCUGAGGGAAACCUCCCAGAGGCCAGCCUGAUUGAGGUGCAGGUGGCCAGUGGGGCAGGGGCUGGGGUGCCCAGCCCCUCGGGGGCCUCUUCCCCAGAGGAACCUGAAGAGGACAGGAGGCUGCCGGGCAGCCAGGCACCACCUGCCCAGGUCAGCUUCAGCCAGUCCCUGCUGGAGUGGUGCCAGGAAGUCACUGCCGGCUACCGUGGUGUUCGAAUCACCAACUUCACUACAUCCUGGCGCAAUGGCUUGGCCUUCUGCGCCAUCCUGCACCGAUUCUACCCAGACAAGAUCGACUUUGCCUCCCUUGAUCCACUAAACGUGAAACAGAACAACAAGCAGGCCUUCGAUGGCUUCGCGGCCCUCGGCGUGUCGCGGCUGCUGGAGCCCGCGGACAUGGUGCUGCUGGCGGUGCCGGACAAGCUCAUCGUCAUGACGUACCUGUGCCAGAUCCGCGCCUUCUGCACGGGGCAGGAGCUGCAGCUGGUGCAGCUGGAGAGCGAGGCUGGGGGGGGACGCGCCCGGCACCUCCUACGAGUGGCCAGCGCCCAGCCGAGCCCGCCCGACGAGCUGGAUACGGCGGGCGAUCCCUGGCGCAGACGGAGCCGACGAGGCACAGGGCCUGAAGGCUGCCACCAGGAGCUCCAGGAGGCCGCGACCCGCGCGGACCGGGCGGCCCCGGAGGCGGCCUCCAAGGACCGUGGGGCCGAGGCUGCCCAGGAGGCGCGCUCCGCGGAGGCCCCCGCCGACGGCCCCGGAGCCCGGGCGUCCGAGCCCCCGGCAGAGGGGCUGGUGAACGGAGUUGGGGCGCCGGGCGCCGCGGGCGGCGUCAGGCUGCGGCGGUCGUCGGUCAACGCGGAGGCCGGGCCGGUGCCCCCGCCCCGCGCGCACGGCUCCUUCUCCCACGUGCGCGACGCUGACCUGCUGAAGAAGAGGCGCUCGCGGCUGCGGAACAGCAGCUCCUUCUCGGUGGACGAGACGGACUCGGGAGCAGGAGGAGCGGCCGGAGCGGCAGCGGAAGGUGUGAGCCCUGACCCCAGCCCUGCCCCUGGCCCUGCCCCCGCCACAGCCCCACAGCAGCCCCCUGGUGGGACUCCCGCUGCGGAGGAACCACCCCCAAGCCCGGGGGAGGAGGCUGGGCUGCAACGUUUCCAGGACACAAGCCAGUACGUGUGCGCAGAGCUGCAGGCCCUGGAACAGGAACAGAGGCAGAUAGAUGGACGAGCGGCCGAGGUGGAGACGCAGCUGAGGAGCCUCAUGGAGUCAGGUGCCAACCGGCUGCAGGAGGAGGUGCUGAUCCAGGAGUGGUUCACACUGGUCAACAAGAAGAACGCGCUCAUCCGGAGGCAGGACCAGCUGCAGCUGCUCAUCGAAGAGCAGGACUUGGAGCGGAGGUUCGAGCUGCUGAGCCGGGAGCUACGGGCCAUGCUGGCCAUUGAAGACUGGCUGAAAACGGCCGCGCAGCAGCACCGGGAGCAGCUCCUGCUGGAGGAGCUGGUGUCGCUGGUGAACCAGCGCGACGAGCUGGUCCGAAACCUGGACCAGAAGGAGCGGAUCGCCCUGGAGGAGGACGAGCGCCUGGAACGCGGCCUGGAGCAGCGGCGCCGCAAGCUGAGUCGGCAGCUGAGCCGGCGCGAACGCUGCGUGCUGAGCUGAGGCCGCGCGGACCCACCCGUCCUCGCCCCUCCGGGCCCGUCCGGACCGCAGCGCCCGUCGGCCCGCGGCCGCGCCGGGUCGCCGCCUCGGGCCUGCGCGCGCGCGAGGACGGGACCCGCCGAUGCCGCGCGCGGCCAGUAGGGGCCGCCGUCACCCUUUGCCGGGAGGGGAAGCGCGGCCCUUCCGGCCCCGACGGACGCGAGCGGCGGGGCGUCCGCGCCGUCCGGGCCGUAUUUAUUCGACCGCGUGAGUGUGUGUGCGUGUGUUCGCGGUGGGCUGGGGGAGGCCGGGCGCGCGCCCCGGAGGCCCUUCCCGAGGGCCGGGUCCGGCCGGCCACCCCCGUGGGAGAGGGAUGGCUCGCGAACUGCCACGCCCCGCUCUCGCUUCUGGUUCCUCGCGAGCAAUAAAGUUAGAAAAGGCCAA